Messenger RNA from Suillus discolor, 1960 nucleotides. RefSeq lists its product as uncharacterized. Gene Ontology annotation, molecular function: magnesium ion transmembrane transporter activity; cobalt ion binding; cobalt ion transmembrane transporter activity. The coding region runs from base 203 to 1891 and encodes 562 amino acids. Gene Ontology annotation, cellular component: membrane. Gene Ontology annotation, biological process: transmembrane transport; metal ion transport. Lineage: Eukaryota; Fungi; Basidiomycota; Agaricomycetes; Boletales; Suillaceae. The record is from RefSeq and is a predicted model, not a curated record. The transcript is spliced from 11 exons.
CGUCACGGGCCACGGCUAUCUCCUUGCGGGUUGCUGCAGGUCAGUGAUAGCCGGACAGCCGCCGCAUGCCGUUCAUCAAUUGACCGUGCCUAUCAUCGUACGUAAUGAGGAACUUGGAAAGGAACUUACCAAGCGCGCCGGCGUCAACGUAUUUGCACCAUCUUCCUCUCAGUUCUAUCUCUUCCUCCCCUUUACUUUUCCCAUGUCCUCUACCAAUCAUGCUCGUUUCCCAUUGAACAAUAUUCGUUGGGGCAACAAUAGUCAUGGAACUCCUGGAACUCAUACAACACACAGCAGUAAACCCCCAAAAACACCUGCACCGAUAUAUCGGCAUGCUGCCCCAUCUGGACCUUGGCCAUGGAUGGACCUCGAGUCGGACACUAAGUUAGAGGCAGAGCCUACUUCACCAGCAAGAGAGUCAGUGGAACAAUUGAAAUGGAGGGGUUAUCCUCAAUCCUUGUUCGGUAACUGGGUCACCGAUCGAAUCUCACGGUGUAAGAUGGUCGAAAAUUGUUCCAAGGACCCUCGAGAAAAAUGCAGGAUCUAUUAUGUCGAUGUACUUGGAACAGGAUCAUUCAAGCCGGCUCAGGAUACCGGUCCACCCAUUGAUGUCGAUGAACGCGCUUUAAAUAAGCUUUGGGAUCAUUUGCAGAUACAGCCGACAGGCCUUCGUCUUAGGGUGUUGCUUGUCGACAACAUGAAACACCCUGUGCUCCAGAUGCUGGGAACAAGGUACAACAUCGAACCGUUCUUUUUCACGUCCUCGUUGAACUGGAUCCCUUCUCGAUACCAAGAAGAAGUUAUCAAGAAAAAAGGAGAUCACAUUACGGUCACUCUUCUAUUCGUACGCGCCGUAUCAUGGGAGGUGACUGCACCAUCCUCGCAAAACAAGCACAUUUCGGACAAUGAGAGGGCUAUAGACACACAAGAGUCACUUCGUCUUCGCUCUGUUCGCCGCCCGUCAGCGGAAAAGUACCUUCUUCAAGACCUGCUCGCUCUGCAUAUGAUAAGAUCAUCCGACCCUAGUGGCAGCACUAUCAUAUCUUACCACCCAAAUGCUCAGUGGGAUAGGACAACUGCGGAGCGAUUGAAAAAUCUAGUCCACAAAGUAGGAGAGAGCGUGUAUUGGCAGAAGAUAUUCGAACAGUCUAAGGAUCCAUCAUUUGUCUUCUUGGCUAUCCUUUGGUAUGGGCUCUAUGCCUGGGACGAAUCCUUGGACCAUCUGUACACUCACAUGAACUGGCUGGAAACAAACGUGCUGCUGACGAAUGAUAGCCAUCUUACGACUGAGUUACACACUAUCCAGGCUCAGCUACUUCAUUAUGCUUCACUUCUCGAGGAUUUCCGCAAAUCUGUGAAUUUCGUCAGGAACACGCCGAAUCCCGGUCUGGAGUCCUCCGAAUUUACUGAACAUUCAAGAAGGGACACGAAUAAACUGAUGCGCAAGGAAUGCGAUAACCUCCUUUCGGAAAUUGACAGGCUAGGUUUCCAAUUGAGAAAUAUCACAGACCUCGCUAAAGCGACUGUGAACUUUGUCGAUAGUCGACGGAUGCAAGAUCUGACGACAGCAACAGUUCGUGAUUCGGCCUCAAUGAAACAAAUUUCCUACCUAACAAUGAUUUUCCUCCCUGCCAGUUUCAUCGCAUCGGUAUUUGGAAUGAAUGUCAGAGAAAUUAUCAGCGGUGCCACGGAAACUCUAGCCAAUUAUGUGACUGUUUCUGUUACAUUUACUGUACUCACUGCAUGGCUUGUAGUUGCAUUUCAAUCUCACUCGCCGUUUCACGAGCCGGGUGCUGGAUUCUGGCGACGGCUUGCAUGGCCGGUCACAUACAUCAUGAGAUCCACAGGCCUGCGGCAGUCGCUCCGAAGUCAGCCCGUUGUAGACAUUUAGACGAACUCUUUUAACACUAAAAGAUACAUCUUCCCCUCUGUAUCAAGUUGCACAGUAUCAUGGCUUAAC